GGUCAAUAAUCAUCCACUCAGAUUGAAGGAGACUGAUUCUGAAAGAUCCAAUCACACUCACAUUCAUACUCUGAUAUGCUGAUCAAUUUACAACUUGGGAUUAAGUGCUGUGCCCAUGGGCACAUCAACAUGUGACAAACCACACAUUUUGGAUUGUAAGACAGUGCUCUGCAGUCCCAGCCAGAACUGUUGAGUUUAUUGUUUCUGAACUAUUUUCCAACCAGAGGUGCUCUGUACUGUGGUUGGAAAGCUUUUUGAUGUUGGCCAUGUUGUUUCUGGUGUGUCUGUUGCUCAGAAAUACAUUGAUAAAUCUCACCUAGAUUAAGCAUUAGCCCUUUUUAUGGCUGUGGCACUGAAAGAAUUAACUCACACAUUAUUUCCAGGUUUCUCUGGCUGUUCAAAAGGCCGUCCUGUUUCACUGGGUGGUGGACGUCAGGUGAGUCUUAGAUAAACAUUUUCAUGUUUAGGUGAUUUAUGUGUUUGACCAAAGCAUUUUUUCAGCAUUACAGAAAGCAGCAAGUUGCUCACAUACAUGAACCGAUGUCUCUGGUUUUCUUCGAACUAAGUCUUGAUCUCAGUAAUAAUUUUCAUUUCUGCUAAAAAUCAAUCCAAACGUGAAAUCUGCAGCUCUGUCCUUCUUUUCCUCAGAACCGGUUCUGCCAUCAAAUCAACAUCCUGCCAUGAAAUCUGAUCGCUGAGAUAAAACAAACACUGGAAUAAUAUUUGAUAUGACAUUGGACUUUGGAAUAACAGUCUUUUAUUAUCUUUGUAUGACAGGUUAUUAAAUAAAAACUCAUGUCUUGAGUCCUGCUGUUUCAUUCAACCUGAUGUGUCAGAUCCAGGCCUUGUUUAUUACUGUUUUGAUCUAUUUUAUCUUUAAUGCCACCUUUACAAGGUGGAAACAGUUCAGAGUUCAUCUCAUGUGGGCAGAGCAGGAAGAGUAAAGUCAGGUAAUAGUUCAUCUGCACUGACUCAUUAAUGAACCUGUAAGCUGUAGAGAAGGACAUACAAUCUGUUAGUCAUAUUUCUUGUUUUGCACAUUGUAGUCUGUUUUUGUUCCAACCUGGACUGACUGAAGAUGAGUCUUUGUAAGGGACAGGACAACAAAACUGUGUCUUCAGCACCCAGCUGCCCGUCGAUGAGGAGUGACCACUCCAACAUUCUCCCUCCGCUGUUCAGUGAUGAACUUGGACCUUCAGACACGAAAGGGAAAAGCAGCAGCCAUGUUCCUGAGGUGGAUGACAUGUCGUGCUGCGCGGUGUGUCAGAACCUCCUGAUGUAUCCAGUGUUGGCCAGCUGCGGACACUGGUUCUGCAGACAGUGCAUGAUCGCAUACUGGGACAAGUCAACUCCAUGCGCCCCCUGUCUCCAGUGUGUAGAACUGUUCACACCCCCUACUGGACCUCAGUCAGCCAAUCAGAGCAGCUCUGGAGAAGGUUUUAGUCUUCAGGAGGAUUUAGACAAACACAGGAACCAACUGAGGAGGAGAUGUAAAUAUAUAACUGAAGGAGCUGAUGAAUUAGGAGCCAGAACUGUCCUCAACAGCAUUUACACCGAGCUCUACAUCACAGAGGGAUGGAGUAAAGAGGUUAAUACCCAACAUGAGGUGAAGCAGCUGGAGAGAGCUUCCAAGAUCCAGAACCUCCAUGACUCUCCAAUCAGGUGCCAUGACAUCUUUAAAUCCUUCCCUGACCAACAUGGAGCCAUCAGAGUGGUUCUGACCAACGGCGUCGCUGGUGUUGGAAAAACCUUCUCAGUGCAGAAGUUCACUCUGGACUGGGCCGAGGGCUUGGAGAAUCAAGAUGUCAGUGUGGUGGUUCUGCUUUCGUUCAGGGAGCUGAACUUGAUCAGAGAUGAGCAGCACAGUCUUCUCUCACUGCUCCAUGUUUUCCAUCCAACACUCCAGAAGCUCCCAGCAGAGCAGCUGGCUAAAUGCAAACUGCUCUUCAUCUUUGAUGGCUUGGAUGAAAGCAGACUUUCACUGGACUUCAACAACAGUCAACUGGUUUCUGACGUCACACAGAAGUCAUCAGUCAACGUUCUGCUGACAAACCUCAUCAAGGGGAACCUGCUUCCCUCGGCUCUUAUCUGGAUAACUACCAGACCUGCAGCGGCCAAUCAGAUCCCUCCUUCAUGUGUUACCAGGGUAACAGAAGUACGAGGCUUCACCGAUGCCCAGAAGGAGGAGUACUUCAGGAGGAGGUUCAGUGAUGAAGAGCUGUCCAGCAGAAUCAUCUCCCACAUCAAGAAAUCAAAAACUCUCCACAUCAUGUGUGGAAUCCCAGUCUUCUGCUGGAUCACUGCUACGGUUCUGGAGAACAUGUUGACCUCAGAGCAGAGAGGAGAGCUGCCCAAGACCAUGACUGACAUGUACUCACACUUCCUGCUGGUCCAGACAAAGAGGAAGAAGAACAAGUACCAUGGAGGACAUGAGACAAGUCCACAGGAGCUGAUGGAGGCUGACAGGGAAGUUCUUCUGAAGCUGGGGAGGCUGGCGUUUGAACAUCUGGAGAAAGGAAACAUCAUGUUCUACCAAGAAGACCUGGAGCAGUGUGGUCUGGACGUCACAGAGGCCUCAGUGUACUCAGGAGUUUGUACAGAGAUCUUCAAAAGAGAGAGUGUGAUCUUCCAGAAACCAGUUUACAGCUUUGUUCACCUGAGCGUCCAGGAGUUUAUGGCUGCAGUUUACAUGCUCCACUGUUUCACCACCAGGAACUCAGAGGUGGUGAAGGACUUCCUGGAUGGUUCACCCAACACCCAUGUUAGGAGAGACUUAAAAAUGGAAGACGGUAACUUCACUCUAGACUGUUUCCUGGAGAGAGUCAUGAUGAAAUCUCUCCAAAGUAAAACUGGGCAUCUAGACAUGUUUGUUCGCUUCAUUCAUGGCCUUUCUCUGAAGUCAAACCAGAAGCUCCUGGGAGGCCUUGUUGAUCAAACAGAGAACAGUCCAGAGAACAUCUAUAAAAUCAUCAACAACCUGAAGAAGAUGAACACCAAUAAAAUGUCUCCAGAUAGAAGCAUCAACAUCUUCUACUGUCUGAUAGAGAUGAAUGAUCUCUCAAUUCAACAGGAGAUCCAGGAGUUUCUGAGGAUGGAGAACCGAUUAGAGAGGGAGCUCUCAGAGAUCCACUGCUCGGCUCUGGCCUACAUGCUACAGAUGCUGGAGGAGGUUCUGGAUGAGUUAGACCUGGAUAUGUUCAACACAUCAAAGGAGGGGAAAAUGAGGCUGAUCCCAGUGGUGAGGAACUGCAGAAAGGCUCGCCUGGUCGGCUGUCGCCUCUCGGAGACCCACUGUGAAGUUGUUGCCUCGGCUCUGAUGUCCAGCCGCUCCCAGCUGGUAGAACUGGACCUGACUGGAAACGUCCUGCCUGGCCCAGGAGUGAAGCUCCUAUGUGACGGACUCGCAAGUCCAUACUGUAAACUGAAGACACUGAGACUGAGAGGCUGCAGGCUGUCAGAAAUCAGCUGUGACAGUCUGGUUUCUGCUCUCAUGUCAAACCCUUCUCAUUUGAAACAUCUGGACAUGGGUCUGAACAAUAAGCUGCAGGAUUCUGGCAUGAAACUGCUUUGUGCCUUUCUAGAAAAUUCAGAAAGUAGACUCAAGACACUCAGAUUGCUAGAAUGUAGCUUAACUGGAGUAGCCUGUGCUUAUUUGGCCUCGGCUCUGAAGUCCAACCCCUCCCAUCUGACACAUCUGGACAUGAGUGGGAACAACCUUGAGGACUCAGGUGUGAAGCACCUGUGUGCUUUCAUGGAGACUCCUAACUGCAAACUGCAGAAACUGAGUCUGUGGGGCUGCAGGCUGUCAGGAACCAGCUGUGCUUCUAUAGUCUCAGCCCUAAACACCAACCCGUCUCUUCUGAAGCGUCUGGAUCUGAGAGACAACAACCUGCAGGAUUCAGAUGUGGAGCAGCUGCUGGAUCUGGUGGAGAGCCCACAAUUCAGACUGCAAAGGCUGAGGUGGAAAUGAUUAUCCUUGUACAGAUGAAAAGGAGGCUAAAAUGGACAGUCGACUGACAGGAAAGACUUAUUUAGUUUGUGUGUUUAUGUGAACCAUUUUUUUAUAUACUUGUGGGGACCUAUUCUGUCUACACUGUGAGGUUGUGAGGAUCACUGCUUCAGGGGUUAAACUGUAGAAAUGAAUGGAAGUCGAUGUAAAGUCUCCACAAGACACAAAAACAUGACUGUGUGUGUGUGUGUGUGUGUGUGUGUGGCGGUAGUAGCUCUACUGCAUCUCACAAUGUGUCAUAGAUGCUGCCCGUUAAUAUAUUUGCAUUGUUCCUCUGAUCCUGAAGUUGCUCUGUCAGAAAUGCUAACGCUGAAGGUUGA
This is a messenger RNA of Poecilia latipinna (sailfin molly), 4329 nucleotides long. Its product is annotated as NACHT, LRR and PYD domains-containing protein 12-like. The record is from RefSeq and is a predicted model, not a curated record. The transcript has 8 exons. Gene Ontology annotation, molecular function: protein binding. Bases 1079 to 3970 code for a protein of 963 amino acids. Lineage: Eukaryota; Metazoa; Chordata; Actinopteri; Cyprinodontiformes; Poeciliidae.